Lethenteron reissneri (Far Eastern brook lamprey) is the source of this 547-nucleotide messenger RNA. RefSeq names its product small conductance calcium-activated potassium channel protein 2-like. Lineage: Eukaryota; Metazoa; Chordata; Hyperoartia; Petromyzontiformes; Petromyzontidae. The record is from RefSeq and is a predicted model, not a curated record.
GGCCCCCUUCUCCGCAGGGGGUCUCCCCAGACACGGGACCUUCCCAGGACACCAUCACCUCCACCACCACCAUCAGCAGCAGCAGCAGCAUUGCCUGAUGCAGGGCCAGUGUUGCUCUCCGCACGGCAGUCAGCUGAGCGUCAACUUCAGCGGCUGCUCCUGCCCUGAGACGGACGCGUCGCUGUCACCGCUGCUGCAGAAGCUCUCGUGCAACGCCUGCACUGCCAAGCAGCCGCAGCAGCCGCAGCCGCAGCAGCAGCAGCAUCACCAGCUGAGCAGGGCGUCGAGCCCGACGGGCAGCGGGCGGCGGGAGAGCAACGCGUUCACCGAGAUCGCGAUGAGCAGCUGCAAGUACAACGGCGGGAUGGUGAAACCUCUGAGCCACCUGAGCGCGUCGCGGAAGAAGCCUGCAGGGAGGGCAGGAGGGAGACCACGGCGCCGAAGCGAGGAGUCCACAGAUCCUGCAGGGGCACUGCCACCACCACCAGCAGCAGCAGCUGCAGCUGCAGCAGACGCCCGAGAUCGUGGUGUCGAGGCCCGUGUGUGA